Molecule: messenger RNA, 769 nt
Organism: Triticum aestivum (bread wheat)
Lineage: Eukaryota; Viridiplantae; Streptophyta; Magnoliopsida; Poales; Poaceae
Product: coiled-coil-helix-coiled-coil-helix domain-containing protein 10, mitochondrial
Exons: 4
Coding region: 127-567 (146 amino acids)
Biological process (GO): mitochondrion organization
Cellular component (GO): mitochondrion; nucleus
Source: RefSeq, a predicted model, not a curated record
GCCUGCCUGCGUAUAAAAGGGCUGUGCUCUCGUCCGCGCUUGAUUACCAUCAUCAUCUGAAAAGGCUGAAACACACAAGCAAACUUUGUCUCCUGCUGAUCCGUCCGGCCGGCCGAUCGAUCGACCAUGGGGCGCCGCUCUGGAGGAGGCGGCGGUUCCCGCAGUGCGCCACGUCCCGCAGCCCCGGCACCCAAGCCGGCGGCCAAGCCAGCGUCCGCUUCGGCGCCGGCCAAGAACUCGUCCGCGCCGGCGCCGGAUAAGAAACCGUCCGCGCUGGCCCCGGCCCAGAGCUCCUUCCUCGGAUCCGUUAACGACGGGUUCGGAUUUGCCGUCGGGAUGAGCAUGGCGCGCUCCUUAUUGGGCGGGCGCAGAGAGGAGCCGGCGCCCGCCUCUCCCGCCCACGCCGACGCCGACGCCGACGCGUGCGGCAUCCACAACCAGGACUUCACCAAUUGCAUCUACACGAACGCGAGCGACAUCAGCCGGUGCCAGAACUACUUCGACCUCCUCUACCAGUGCCGCCGCGGAGGAGGCGCAGGAGCAGGAGAGGCCUCCACCAUCGCCUAAACCCUAAGAUCUCGAGAUCUAGCUCGUCGACUUAUCAGCCAGCCAGUCAGCCGUCCUUGAAGAGUAGAGUCAACAACAAAUGAGAUAGAUAGAUAGUCAAGAGUCAGAGAGAGAAUGAGACGGAUAUGUCUGUCUUCGUAAAACAUUUGUAUCUUGUCUCCAUUAGCUCAAUGGAUCGAAGAACAAAUUUGUUCAUGCUCUU